AACGUAGGAGUGAAAUAAAUGAUUUAUUUCUAUUCUGAGAAAGUACUAUUUUAUCAAUAUAAAAGCCCUUUACAAGAAGAUCAGUUGAGAAUGAGGGGGUUGAUCAAAUGUCCAAGCAAAUUCUUCUCCAAAUCCCAUUAUGCAAACCCUAAUUUACCAAAAGCCCAUUUCCCGUUUUGCCGCCCGCAUCUCACCCGCAAAUUUCUUUUUUUCACGAAUUCGUAAGAACAAUGAUUUUCUCAGGAUUCGCUCCAAAAUUGGUUUCAAGACGCUGACUACAUGCUCCGCCACAUCUCUUCAACCUCCGAGUUACGGUGGCUGGGACGAUUUUCCACUCGCCUCCAACUCAUUUGACUCGGGUGAGGUAAAUCAGUUCCGUAAUCUUCUUAGUUCCUCUGGAAUUGGUGAUAAGAAGUAUGUAUUUGUGUAUCUGUUUGGAUUUAUUUGUGCACUGGCAAUUUCUAGAGUCAAGGUUUCAUGGAUUAUGGUGUUUCCAGCUUGUGCUAUUGUAUUUGCCGUUGGAUUUUCAACUGGAUUGGUUAAAGGGGGUCACUUGAACGGAUUGAAAUUGAAUGGGAAUAGGAAAAAGAUAAGUGAUGAAUCUUUAAGACGUUGCAUUGACGAGUUAAAGCGGAAUGAUGCAAGGGUUUUGGAGCUAAAGAAUGGAAUUAGAAGAAGCAUUGAACACAAUCAAGUUACUCUAAGUGAUUUAGAAGGCUAUAUUGAUGUUAUAGAAUCUGUCGAUAUAUCGCUCCGAAACACAAUAAGUUUUCUAGAAAAUUGUGUGCAGAGUAUAUUGGGUGGUAAACAAGAUAAGGAGGGAGGUUUUGAUUGUGAGUCCAGUAGGAAAAGAAAGAAAUCAGGUGAAAACUGGUUGAAUUUCUCUCGGUAUUUUAAUGGCGUGUUUGGAGCUAAGCUAGAUGAUCCAAAGUCCAGUAAAAUCAGAGGCUUUAAUAAGAUGGACUUUAUGGAUGCAGCGAUGAACGAUGAAAAACUAGAAAACAUCUUAGCUUCUCCUGCCAAAGAAAGAAAUCCAACUUUUGCAUUUGGUGGAAGUUUGGAAAAUAUGAGUGCUAGUAUGUUUGAUAACCAUUUUGAUAGCUCCAGUAGAGCUCAAGAAAGUGUUGGAAAUUAUGUUGAUGAGACUGGGAUGGAGUAUAUGACUUUUGAAAAUGAGAAAAAAAAGAAUUUCAUUCAGACAAAUAAUACUGCUAAAGCAGUUUUUGACCAGACAAUCUACACUUACCAGAAUAAGACAUCAAGAUUCGUGAGCAAUCAGCAAAUUCACUUGAAAGAUUAUGAGAAUGAGAUUGAGACAAUGUCAUCACACAAUAGGUUGUACGAUUCUGUGGAUGUUAGCAUUAACAUGAACCAUCUAAAAACUUCAGCUACUUCUGGUUGCCAUCAGAAAAGCAAUACCACAGCUAGAAAUUAUUUGCACCCUGAACACACAGAAGAGGACCUACUAGAUUCCCGGAGAUAUCCUUUUGAGAAUGUGGCUUUUGAGCCUGAGAAGGUACCGCACUUUGCCGAUCAAGAGUCUUCAUAUGAGAACUCCUUUGAUCCUUCUCCAUCUUCAUCACGUGGUGAUGAUUUGAAAUUCAAUAGUUAUCUUGUGGAAGCUAAUGAUCUUUUGAAAGAAGCAAAAAGGUGCUUGACACAGCAAGUUGAUGAGGAUAGAGCCGAGCAAGCACUGCACAAAUCUGCAAUACUACUCUCAGAAGCAAUAGAAAUGAGGCCGAUGAGUUUAUUGGCCGUGGGCCAGUUGGGGAACACAUAUCUCCUUCAUGGAGAACUAAAACUGAGAAUGAGCCGGUACUUGAGAUCCCUACUUGUGAAACCUGAUCCCUUGUCAGAUGAGGAGUGGGGGAAAGCGGGUGACAAACGUGAUCGACUUGCUAACAAAGACAAGAUAAGGUCUUCUCUAGUGGGUGCUUGUGAAGAAUGUGAAGAGCUCCUGAUUAAGGCAGGAAGGAAAUACAGACUGGCCAUGUCAAUUGAUGGGAAUGAUAUGAGAGCCUUGUAUAAUUGGGGCCUUGCACUUUCCUUUCGUGCCCAGUUGAUUGCAGAUAUUGGACCGAGUGCUGCUCGUGAUGCCGACAAGGUUUUCUUGGCCGCCAUAGACAAGUUUGAUGCCAUGAUGUCCAAAAGCAAUGUUUAUGCCCCUGAUGCUCUUUUCAGAUGGGGUGCUGCAUUGCAGCACAGGGCUCAGCUAAGGCCAAGCCGCAGUAGAGAAAAGGUGAAGUUACUGCAGCAAGCGAGACAAUUGUACAAAGAUGCUCUUCAGAUGGAUUCAAGAAAUCCUCGACUACGACAAGCCCUCUCAUCUUGCACGUCUGAGUUGGACUAUUGGUAUACUUGAACAUGAAGGUAUGAUAUAUCACGACAAUUAAUAUGUUCUGUUAAUCACAUUUUCGCGCAAAUUCCGUGCUCUUCUUUCUGUUAUGGGUUGCUUUCCACCUUUUCAUUUUUAUCAUAGAAUAAUGAAUACCAACAAAUUAAAAUUUAGUGGACCACAGUAUGUAAUUCAGAUUUCUUUUUCGAAUCAUAUUUUUACCCUAGUCCACAUAUAGAAUAAGAGGACCCUGUUUGGAGUUUUCUGAUAAGCCAUUAUUGUUCACAUUUUGGUGAAUAGUGUGAUUCUGAAUAAAUGUUGUACCAUUUUCUCACA
Molecule: messenger RNA, 2671 nt
Organism: Salvia miltiorrhiza (redroot sage)
Lineage: Eukaryota; Viridiplantae; Streptophyta; Magnoliopsida; Lamiales; Lamiaceae
Exons: 3
Coding region: 140-2362 (740 amino acids)
Molecular function (GO): protein binding
Source: RefSeq, a predicted model, not a curated record